AUGUCGAUAUCAACGCUCGACGAGCAGUUUCUGCCUCGUCUCCUUGCCAUAUUUUACGCCACUUUUCAUCCGACAGAAGGCCCCAAAGUCAUUUAUCAAGUGCCGGAAGGAUCCAUCACCGAAGAACAGAUACGUUCGAAGCCAGACCCAACCUCUGCAGCAUCAGCACAUCCGCAACCAACGCAGACGACUGAGCCACUCUUCAACUUUUCCGCGCUUUCCGAAUACUUGAUCCCGAAAGCACCCUUGUGCGGGCGGCUCGUCACUUCCAUUGCUCGUGGCACCGUUAGCACCCAUCAGAGCAGCCACAAUCGUUCCUCCCGUGCACCGCCCAUCGUGCCCGUACGCUCCGCCUCCGCAAGAUACGAAGGAUCAUCGAGGGAUUCUUCAGUAAGGCCAGAAGGCGCCGAGGAUGCAGAUGUUCCAAAAAAGCCCCAGCUGGAGCAGCGAACAUACAAGAUCAUGGGCUUUCCGACAUUGAUCGAAGACGCGACAAAGUACCAGCGAAACAACUUCAUUUUCAACCUCUGCUUCGUCUUUGAUGGGCAGUCGGAUGUACGAGCCUACGAACCAGUCGUUCGGAAGUGUGGCCGAGUCCUUCGCGGAUUGGAGGAGACACAGUCUUUCUUGUCCAGUCCCAAGAGUUUGCCACGUAUGUACGGAGUCAUCGAGCAGCUCUUUGAAGAUCUCGGCUCGUACAGUGAAAGCUUCGUCGCGCUACCUGAAGCGCCGCAUACGUCUUACCUCAACACUUUAUCGAAACCAAAUAGUCCACAAGCACAUAGCCUUGUAUCUGCCAUCAUCGGUCCUGAUGACUUCGUAUCGCUAAGCACCAGCUUCGCAUCUUUGCGCGGCGAACACCAUCGCAGCAUCAUAAACGAAAAACUCAGGAUCAAGCAAAUGCAACAGGCCCAACUUUCAAACCUCCGUCAAACACCGUCACCAACCUCGGCUCGUGCGAGUCCUAUACAACCGCAUGGGUCCGGUGACAAUGGUAUCGGUAGUGGGUUGAGGUCUCGCUCCGGAUCUGGUUCUGGCUCCUCGCCUUGCGAGGGCGGCAAGAUUCUAACUCCGCUCACGACGAUUCGCGAUGAUGCACCGCCCAUGCGGAGAAGCAGCAGCGCCUACAAUACAAGUGUUCCUGGCAAAGAAGGACCUAACUCUCCCCACUCUGCUGUUUCCCCGAGUUGCCCCGAUGGUCCAAGGCCGAGCAUGGCGAGACCGUCUACGAUGCUUGGCCUUACAGACGAUGCUGCGCAAGGCGCCUUUCCGUCUGAAGAGAGUCGCGACAAUGCCAUGGGUAUCGUAAGCUCCAGAAGGCAAAGUGACCCCAGCCGCGAGCUCAGUGCUGCGGAAAGUCUCGGAAAUGUAUUGACGAAUCACGAUAGCGGCGCCUUUGACAGCAUCAACACAGCAGCAGGGACGAGGCGUUCGAGCCGCGGCAGUCCCAUAGGCGGAGUAGACGGUGGCGGGAACGAUUCGACGUUGCUGGAGCAUCUCACCGAGAGCAUCGCCUCGAUGCGUACGAUAGAUGCUGCUCUUUCCAAUUCUGUCAACGCACUACGCAGCGAGACCGGUGACGUUACCAAACGCACUACGCUUGUUGAGAAGCGCGAACCGCCACACGGUCUUGGCCGCACAGUUCGCGAUGCCAUCAACCUGAAACUGUUCCCCGUUUAUCCGAACCCAACACCCAUCAACGACUGGGACGUCCCUGUAGCGUUGCUCGAUCUCUUGUCGCGCGUCGAUGGCAAUUGGGACCUGACAAUGCGUCGCAUCCUGCCGUUCAUCGAUGGGGUGAACCAUGCCAAGCGUAUCGCGCAGCUGGCUGACGCCGAUCUAGAGCUUACACGAGCAUGCCUGGAGCAUCUCAUGUUUUAUGGUUGCAUCAUUGUCGUAGACAUUUUCCAGUAUUUCAACAUGUACACCGUGCGGCCCGCGAUAGCCAAGAUUGCGGAUGACGAGGCGCUUGGUCGCGGAUGCGCAUCUUACGUCACAAGGCCCGGCUACCCGAAUGCAAGCUAUCCGGAGCUGCUUCGCCUGUAUUCGCUGCUUCGAGCCGGCACGACGCUGCACGAUUGGAUUGAAGACAACGAUAUCGACAGCAAAGGUAUCGACGUGAGGCGCUUCGUCUCGUUCGGUGUGAUCCAGGGAUUCCUACGUCGGGUCCAUCGAUACCCGAUCUACCUCGGAUCGCGAACUGGCGAGGAAGGCAUCUCUGCAUUUGACACAUCCGUGGUCAGCACGGUACGCAAUUCGCCCGUGACCAACUCGCCAGCGCUCAAAUCCAACGAUUCGAGUUUUCGCCGUACCGAGACCCAAGCUGCACAUCGUCGUGAACAGAGCGGCAGUCGCGAGCCGCGAGAUCGACGCCCGCGCGAGCUCUCUGGCAUGAGCGGCGCUUACAGCGCAUUCCAGCGCAUCGGACGCGACGGCAGUGUGGACAGUCCGGGUGUUGGAACACGCCCGCCCGCGCGCAGAGGGGCGUCCGAGGCAAGGUUAAGUAACGUUGUGCUAGCAGGGGCAGGUGGAGGCAACGCGAGCGCGUUCAACUUGGCCGACUCGUUGCACACUGGCAGCGGAGGAGGGAUGAGUCAAUUUAGCACGUCUCCUACUAAGAGACAAGCUCGGUUGCGACAGCGAAACAACUACCGCCAUCCUACCACCACGGCGGUGGACGCAGCAGCUGUGGCGUUCCAAGCCGAACGGCCGUCGACGAUGACGACGGCAGCAUCGGGGCCUCAAGCGCGGUCUCCACGUAAGCGCGCCAGCGCGAUCGGACUCAGUACUGCACUUCCCAGUGCUGCUGCACCUGGAACCGCUUCGGCUGGAGUCUCGGGAAUUGGCGCUGCUAGCAGCAGCCACACACACCCUCGUCUCGGCGUGAGCGUGAUUCCACCGGAGCUGUUCGAUAUGCUCGACGGCCUGCACAGCGACGACGAGAUCUGCGUCAGCCUCUGCAUCUCGUGGCCGGACCUGGAAAAGAUGCUCAUCCAAAUCGGCCUCUCGCCCUGGUCUCGGCUGGAUGCCGCCGAUACAGACGAGGAAGAUAUCGCAUCGACGCAACGCAGCGAUUGGCGACGAUGGCCCGGAGGAUCCAUGUUCGGUACUACAGCUGCAACAGGAGGAGCUGGUGGCGCCAGUUCAGGCUGGAGCAAGCCCAGGAUGUCGGGCUUCAGCGCAGGCGCAAACACAGCAAGGAGCCAAGUGAGUGGCACCGCAAGCUCCGGACCACAGUCGAGCGCCAGAACGCACGGCGCAGACUCGAGUGGCUUCGGUGUCGUCUGGGGCAACGAUCCGGACGAGAGCGGAUGGGGCCCAACUGGGUUGGAUCGCGAAGCAAUCGAAGCGGGCAACUUGGGAAUGGUCAGGAUCCUGUAUCAGUGA
Mycosarcoma maydis (corn smut) is the source of this 3387-nucleotide messenger RNA. Its product is annotated as nitrogen permease regulating protein NPR2. Gene Ontology annotation, biological process: positive regulation of autophagy; negative regulation of TORC1 signaling. Gene Ontology annotation, cellular component: GATOR1 complex; vacuolar membrane. The record is from RefSeq and is a predicted model, not a curated record. The coding region runs from base 1 to 3387 and encodes 1128 amino acids. Lineage: Eukaryota; Fungi; Basidiomycota; Ustilaginomycetes; Ustilaginales. The transcript has a single exon. Gene Ontology annotation, molecular function: GTPase activator activity.